GUAUUAUCCAAUAAACAAGUAACACUAGUUAAGAUACUCUUCAACGCUAGCAUCAAUUUAACCCUUCUUGCUCGCGAUAAUGCGGAUCAUCAUCGCAGGAGCUACAGGCUUCGUAGGGGGCGCCGUGGUUCGGCAGGCGAUUGCCAACGAGAGAAUCACGCACGCUUUCGUUUUAACGCGCAAGCCGCUCCCUGAGGAUAUUGCCAAAAGCCCCAAAGUCACGAUUAUCCAGCACAACGAUUUCUCCGCCUACCCUCCUGAGCUGCUGGAACAACUUGCUGAGGCAGAGGGCUGUGUCUGGGCCAUCGGCGGGCGCGCCACACAAUUCCCCGACGUGGAAACGGCACGGAAGGUCUCGGUAGACUACGCGCUCGCAGCCGCAAGAGCCUUCAUCGCAGGGCUGGCGCCGAAACUGCCCGAGUCUCAAAAAUUUCGGUUCGUGUUCUGCAGCGGCAAGUUCGCCGAGUGGGACCAGGAGAAGAGUUUGCUUUGGCUGAAGGAUACCAGGCGCAUCAAGGGACAAGUAGAGAAGGGCCUCUGCGAUCUCGCGGAUGCCAACAAGGACAAGUUUGAAGUGUGGGCAGUACGACCGGCCGCUAUCCUGAAGAAGUACGCGGGCCUGCUAGAUACGUUCACUGCUAACACGGGGGGGUUCAUUGAUGUGGAUAAGCUAGCGAAAGCGAUGCUGAAGAUCGCGCUGGAUGGCUACGCGGACAGGAUUGUUGAGGCAGAUGCGCUGGUGAAGAUCUAACUUACCUAACCUUUUCGCAAAGUGUAUGACUGGCUGGCUAGGGCGAAUGAUAUAUCAAGGUCGUGAGGUGUUUUUAUUUACGUAUGUAUGUCAACAAGUAUGGUAAUGGUAAUGCUCUCCUAGUGGGCGGCGGCGGCGCUCGGUCAACUUGCUGGGAAAUCAUCGUUGCUUGAUGCAAAAAGAGUUCAUAUUAAUCAAAUGGCGGUAUGGCAUAUCCUACGGAGUGAACAUACGAAACAAGUGCCUACCUACGUAGGUAGAUGUGGGAAGUCGUUUCUAAAAGGCGUCUGAACUAACAAAUGUAUGCCUACAAAGCUACGGGCUUCCACAGAGGCACAGGCGGCGAAGCUAGCUUACACUACCAUAGGUAAUGCUAAAAGCCUCUAAGAGCCCUAUGGGAUUACAAGACUCCACCUGGAACCUGGAGCCGUACAUUGGAAAGACGGGAGAUCAGCAAUAGAACUGGAGCCCGAGCUAUGGGGGCGAUAUGGGUCUUCAUAUAGAUUUGAAUAGCCUCAUGUGUAGUGUAGUAGAU
Molecule: messenger RNA, 1286 nt
Organism: Hypoxylon fragiforme
Lineage: Eukaryota; Fungi; Ascomycota; Sordariomycetes; Xylariales; Hypoxylaceae
Exons: 3
Coding region: 80-751 (223 amino acids)
Source: RefSeq, a predicted model, not a curated record